AUGGCAGCCAUCCUCCUGACAGCGAGACCCAAGGUGCCAGUGUCUUUUGAGGAUGUGUCUGUGUACUUCACAAAGUCAGAAUGGAAGCUUCUGGACCUCAGACAGAGGAUCCUCUACAAGCGGGUGAUGCUAGAGAACUAUAGCCAUUUGGUGUCACUAGGAUUUUCCUUCUCCAAGCCUCACCUGAUUUCCCAGCUGGAACGAGGAGAGGGGCCCUGGGUAGCAGACAACCACAGAACAGGAGUGACCACCAGACUGCACACAGGUGACAGGAUAAGGAGCCACACGUCAAUUUCAAAGCAGACACACUCUCAAACAGAACUCCCAGGAGCUGCUGAGGGGGGUCAGGUGGUGAGGUUGCCUCUGCCACAGCGAAGCAGCAACCAGGGCUACGGGCAGAGUUCACUCAGUCGGCAGCCAUGUACCACCAGCGCGGAGAAGCGCUACCUGUGUCAGCAAUGUGGGAAGUCCUUCAGCCGCAGCUCCAACCUCAUCAAACACCGGGUCAUCCAUAGCAGCGAGAAACCCUAUGCCUGCCCAGACUGCGGGAAGCUGUUCCGGCGCAGCUUUGCGCUGUCAGAGCACGCACGCAUCCACAGUGGCGAGAAGCCAUUUGCCUGCCCUGAGUGUGGCAAGGCCUUCACACGCAGCUCCAACCUCAUCAAGCACCAGGUUAUUCACAGCGGCGAGAAGCCGUUUGCCUGCAGCGACUGCGGGAAGCUGUUCCGGCGCAGCUUCGCACUACUUGAGCACGAGCGCAUCCACAGUGGUGAGCGGCCCUAUGCGUGCCCAGAGUGUGGCAAGGCCUUCAGCCGCAGCUCCAACCUCAUCGAGCACCAGCGCACUCACAGCGGUGACAAGCCCUACACAUGCGGGCAGUGCGGCAAGGCCUUCAAAGGUGUGUCACAGCUCAUCCACCACCAGCGCAGCCACAGUGGUGACAAGCCCUUUGCAUGCCGCGAGUGCGGCAAGGCCUUCCGUGGCCGCUCGGGCCUUAGCCAGCAUCGGCACACGCAUAGCGGUGAGCGGCCUUAUGAGUGCAGCGACUGCGGCAAGGCCUUUGGCCGCCGGGCCAACCUCUUUAAGCACCAGGCGGUGCAUGGCGUGGGCACCCGGACUGCCGGCUGGUCCCGGGGCUCCAGCAGGAGCGCUGCAGCCUCAGGAGGCCCUCCACAGGGAAGCGACACCUCCCAGCCUGGGCCAAGUGGCAGCUGA
This is a messenger RNA of Otolemur garnettii (small-eared galago), 1215 nucleotides long. It is a transcript of the gene ZFP92, whose product is annotated as ZFP92 zinc finger protein. The transcript has 4 exons. The record is from RefSeq and is a predicted model, not a curated record. NCBI's taxonomy places the organism in Eukaryota, Metazoa, Chordata, Mammalia, Primates, Galagidae. The coding region runs from base 1 to 1215 and encodes 404 amino acids. Gene Ontology annotation, biological process: regulation of DNA-templated transcription.